Molecule: messenger RNA, 2083 nt
Organism: Grus americana (Whooping crane)
Lineage: Eukaryota; Metazoa; Chordata; Aves; Gruiformes; Gruidae
Gene: IGSF5
Product: immunoglobulin superfamily member 5
Exons: 9
Coding region: 345-1448 (367 amino acids)
Biological process (GO): cell-cell adhesion
Source: RefSeq, a predicted model, not a curated record
CAUAUCGUGGGACAAUGUCAGGGUGGGCGGCCCUGCUGCCCAAGGGAGGUUUCCUGGGUGUGAGGAGGCAAGGGCUCAUCCGGGGUUCCUCGCUUUGAACGCCGCCGGCCUCCUCCUCCGGCGGAGCAUGUGAGUGGGGCUCAUCAUCAAAAGGAAAGCGGUUGGAGACACCCUCUCAGCGCCCAGGGAAGCGAUCCAGGUCACAUAAAGUCACAUUUUAUCACAGGACGCAAAACGGCAGCUGAUUACCGAGUUUCUUGAUAAGUUCCAUUCUUCAGCUUCUUCUCAAGUAUGCAGUGACCGCUGGUGGCUUUCUGCCUUAGGGACCAGGAGAGAAUGCUCCAAUGGAGAGGCUCCAGAAAUUAAUUUUACUUCCUCUCAUCUUAACUGCCUCACUACCAGGUCUUGGCUUUUGUUACUCUAUUAUAAAUGGCCCUACUAAUGCAACAGUCCUUGCUGGUUCAGAAGCCCGCUUUAAUUGCACUGUGUCAGUAGGAUGGGUAAUUCUCAUUUGGCUGUCCAAUGGAAAUCCUGUCCUCACUGUCAUCAAUUCUCAAGGAGCUGUUGAAACAUCAGACCGCUUCACAUCUCAAAAUUAUACCAGUAGCAAUGGGUUUACCUCAGAGCUGAUCAUCCACAACACACAACUGAGUGACUCUGGAAAAAUUGAAUGCAGCACCCAGCAACCUAGUGAGAGCAGCUUUGCAUUUCUUUCUGUUCAAGUUAAUGGAACUUUAUUCAUCAAAAAUAGCACCUUAACAGUAAAAGAGAACAAAACAGUUGAAAUUGUUUGUGAAGCCUUAGGAUGGGCUCCAGCUCCAGACAUUACCUGGAUGACAAAUGACUCUUUCAUUGAUAAAUUGAGGUAUGUUACCCAGCAAAGUCAAGGAUCUAAUGGCCUCCACAAUGCCCUGAGCGUCCUAACUUUGACUCCAACAGACACUGAGAUUUUGACUUGUUUAGCUGACAUAGAAGCACUCCCUAACCCUCAGAAUGCAACUGUUACUGUUAUUUUUGUCAACUCUACUACAGAAAAUGAUUACAGUGAAGACAGCAGAAGCACUUGGGUUAUUGUACUAGCAGUUGUGCUUUCACUUGUUGGUAUUAUUCUUCUGAUCAUUAUUAUUGCGGUUGUUGUACGCUGCUGCUGCCUAAAGAAGAAAGGAUCUACGUACCAAAAUGAAAUAAGAAAAGUUUCAGCUGAAAAGAAAAAAGAUGGCGAUUUGGAAAACAGGCAAAGGCAUGGUAGUGAAAAUCAGGGAUACAUUCCAGAGGAACUGUGGAACACAGAAGAAAUCCCAAGAAUUUCCUCUCUUCCCCCAAUGUCUUCAAAGUUGACUGUCCCUGCUGCAGAUUUACAUACCAGUUCUGUACCAAAGGUGCGACCUCAAAGACGUACUGAUUAUCUGAUCAGCCCAAAGAAAAUUAGAAACGUGACACUUGUUUAGGAUGUGUUUCUCCAGGAAAUUGCUCUACCAGUUGCACUUUACAUGUUUGGAUGGCUUCCUGCAACAGCGAAAGGUUAACACCAGUUGUCUCAUUUUAAGCUAUAAGUUAUUUUUCUUUUUUCCUCAUGUAAUGAAAUAAAAUUGUAACCUUUAUAAUGUAGCAUAUGAUAUCUCAGCAAAAUAAUGGACAUAAAUGACAGCCUUAACUUCAGAGACAAUGAAUUUGAGGGACUCUACAAGAACAAGAAUCUGUACUUUGGGUCCCAAGGAAAUCAGCAAAAUUCCUAUCAGACAGAAAUGUUAGGUUAUCCACAGCAAGAUCAAGGACUGGAGCUGCAAGAGAUUUAUUAGUUCAGAAGAACUGGUUGAUAAUAAUACUGGUUAAUACAAUAUCUACUGCUUUUUAAAUGUACUUUAUGUACAGCUGAUCGUCUUGAGUUAUAGAUCAACAAUAUUUUUCAUUUUCUGUUCUGUAAUAAAAUCAAGGGAAGUUUUCAUGAGGACCAUUUCAAAAUUUCUCACAAAACUAUCUUUGGAUCAGAAAUGAAUUUGUUUCAUAUUAAUACAUUCUUUUGUUAAAGGUAUUUGUCUUAAAUCCGAUGUUCCAGAUUUAAAUAAAAAACAAUCACCCACGU